CGAUUUUCUACUUGACAUCAUGUACAUGGUUUGAGGGUGAACGGAAAAAUAUGGCCGCUAUUUCCAAACAUAGUUACGUCGAAUGAGCACUGUUUGGAGACGCAACCAAACACCUCUUGGCUUGAUAUUCCUUCUUAGAGAUCGUAACGUGCUUUACAACCAGAAAUCGCUUUGAAUUGACGAGAGACCGCGGUUUGGACGCGAAGAAAAGAACAUAGAUAUCGACGACUGGAAUGGCGACGCGUUGAUUUGUUUUUUCAGACGAAAAUAUGAGUACGGCGAAAAGAAAGAAGCGAAGUUCGAGCCUCAAAGGUUCCUUGAAUCCAUCUAAACGGCAUCGCGACCGUUUUAACAUUGAGCUAGAUAACCUUGCAAAACUUUUGCCAUUUCCUCAUGACGUGAUCCAGAAAUUAGAUAAACUGUCUAUCCUGAGAUUGUCUGCUAGUUAUCUCAGAGCCAAAAACUUCUUCAAAGGCCAGCAAUGGACAGAAGAAAGCAAAGUUGGAAAACUUUCUGAUGGACCCCCAGACUUUGAAGGCAAUGGAAUAUUUUCCAAGCUUCUACUGGACGCUUUGGAUGGUUUUGUCAUUGUGUUGACAAGAGAGUUUGAAGUAUUUUAUGCAUCUGAAACUGUUCAAGAUUAUCUUGGCCUGGCGCAGGCAAGUGUUAUACACCAGGACUUUUUAAGAUUUAUCCAUGUGGAUGACCAUGAUCUCAUUAGAAAAAAUCUUCUGCCUUUCCCCGAAGAUGAAGAAGAACAGAAAAUAAGAAUUCUUGAUGAAGAAAAUGAUGGGAUUGCUUCAGAGACUGGCAGCACAUGUAGCUCAGAUGAGCAAGGAAAGGAUGUGGAGACAGAAAGAUCUUUUGUGUGCAGAAUGAAAUGCAUUCUGAACACUAGUGCUGGUUUUUUCAAGCCAUUCAGAUGUAGCGGCCGUUUACGUGAAAUGACGCUUCCUGACUGUGAAAGAAGAGACUAUGGCCUGUUCAUGAUCUGCACUCCUCUAGAAACUGUGUCGUCAUCAGUGCUUGAGAUCAGACUAAAGACAUCGCUGUUCUGCACCAAGAACAGAAUGGACUUGAGCUUCAUGGAUAUAGACCAAAAGGGUCGAUCACUUCUUGGUUAUCAUAAGAGAGACAUCGCCCUACAAUCAAGUUAUUGUAUGAUCCAUUUUGAUGAUAUUCCAGUACUGAAGACACUUCAUGGUGAUUUGAUGAGCACUGGAAAAUGUCAGGGAACCUUCCGUAUGCUGAAUAAAAACUUAAAGUGGCAAUGGCUUACUGGCACCGCACAAGUUGUGUUCAAAGGGACCGAGCCUGAUUUCAUUAUCACAACGAACAGGCCCUUGAGUGAGGAGGAAGGUGAGGAAAUUUUGCGACAGAGAGGGCAAUUUCCUGCCUUACCCUUUACAGCAAGUGAUAGUGGCUCACCAAGUCCUCGUAGUCCAAGAAGCCCGGGUAGUAUCAGUAGCUACAGCAAUGGUGGCAGUCCCCUAGGAGUUCCAUGGGGAGACUUCUCGGCAACUGCAGAUUUCAAAUACCCAACUAUGCCUGCGUCACAUAAGUAUUCUAGCAAUGGUAGAUUGAAACGAAAGGGAAAUGUUCCUGACGGAUUUGUUAAAUCUCCUGCUAGUGGCUCGGCUCCUAAUCCCACGCUUCAAGAAGCUGACUCGAAUUCACCGCUGCUGCAGCAGCAUCCGUCGUCCCCAUUUCUUGCUGACGCUCUUUUGAGUUCCGCUACCUCUUGUACUUCUACACCUAUGACUCCCGAGGAGCCUGAGCUCUUCGACCUGUGUGUAGACAUACAAGCGGAACUUGAAAAAGAUGCGCCUGAACUCAGUGACUUCAUGCUUCUUGACCCACAAGAUUUAACCCUAGAUGACCUUCAUCUUGAGCCACUCGACAAUGCUGGUAAUGGAGGUGACCUCCUCCAAGGGAUGGAUCCGCCAACCUAUGAGGAAGCACUGUUACUCGCAACAGAUUGUCUUACUAUUGCAUGUAAUAAUGACAACAAUAGUUUGACGAGUCCUGAUGGAAGCCAACCGCCUCUAUCUCAAUCCCCCCCAAAAAAUCUGGAGCAUUUCUCUCCUAAGGCUCAAAUGGCUCCAUCACCAUAUCCAUCGCCGGCUAGUCACCCCUCUCCUCACUUGUCGCCUGGUGGCUUACCAACUCCUGAUCCCUCCCCUGUUGGGCACUGUAAUACUGCACCAGCACGGGUCAAUAUCUCCUGGGGAGGAAUGGGUCAGAUGAAAGUGUCUAAGGCUCCACAAGCCCCUCCUCCUCAAAUGCAGUCAAAGUCCGCUCUGAUUUCCACAACAAUUAAGAAGAAAGAAAGACAUGAAAUGUAUGGUCCCAGCUGCAUAACAGGACAACAGCCUCCAAACCCCAUGGUGAGUCCCAGAGGCAUGCAACACGGUCUUCAAGGAAACUGGGUGCACCCAAAUCAAGUCCCACAAGCUCCAAGGAACAUCCAACAACAGCAGUAUCCAGAUUGGAAAACCCAACAGCAUACAAUUCAACAAAGUGGGAUGCAAAAUUUUUCUGGGCAAAGAACUGCAACAGUCAUGGGCUCAGAAAAUGCAGUUUAUGCGACAAACAUGCAAGGUGGAAAAUGGGACUUGAAUGUUCCUCCUUUAUUCGAGGACACUCUUCCAUCUCUUGAGUAUGAUGGAGGCCUAGGAUAUACGAGGACUGCAACACAGCAGAACAUGGGAGGUACAGGUCACUUACAACAUCAUGGAUGGGAUCCCCAAGUAGACAUUUUAUCACCACCUUAUCAUCAAGAGGACUAUCAUGCAGGCUUUGGAUUUCAAGGAAAUCCAUUACCAGCAAAUUCCCAAGGCCAAACAACGUUGGGCUGGGGAUGAGAAACCUGUACCUAAAGCUAGUAUUACAAAAAUCCUCUAGGCUCUCCCCUAGGGGAUAGGGUAGAUGGACAUGUACACCAAGAAGUGAUCCUGGGUAAUUCACAGUUUGUAGUGGCUAAGGUUUUGCUGAGAAUACCUUGCAUCAUGUUGCAGAUUUCUAUCAAACGACUACUCAACUGCACGUCAUCUAGUAUUUAAAAACAGAGCCAGGUAUUAAUUCUUGGAGGGAGAUCUGCUCUGGGUUGUGGGCUAUAGCACUGUCUUACUUAUUAAGGAAUUUUGGUUUUAACAAUUACUUUCAGUUUGAUGAGGUUUGUCAGCUGUUCUCAAAUAUGUGUAGAAUAUAUUCAUUGUAAUACAUAUGAUCACAUUGUUCUGCUUAGUUGGACUUCCAUGGUGAUAUCUGUUAAAUUCUGUUAGGCAGCAAUGUUUAUGGUGGAGUUCAGAAGUAUGAAAAAAGACAAGUUUAUAAAUUCGAUUGUAUUAGAGAGAAGUAUUUGUGUCACUUUCUAGCUAUGCUGAUGUCCACAUGGUUUACCGUGAAUGUAAUAUCUUGUUAAUGGCUUGGACCUAAUGCAGAAAAAUUUGAUAAACUUUUCACAUCUUUCCUUUUGAAUCCCUCAUAAAUUGGGGCAAUAAAGUGGUGACUGGAAAUUUUUGGGGUUAUGAACUAAACCUGAGGUUUCUUCUUAAAAGAAGGGUGUACCUUUACAUUUUAUCCUUGUCAUUCUUCCAUUUGCGUACUUAUUUUCCUUGUGUUUUUUUUUUUUACUCAAGGAAUCUCAUCCAGUUUAUACAUUUUUCUUUAACUCCCAGAGGUGAUUAACAUGCAACAUCUCCUUACAAAAUCCAUACGUUAUCCAGCAAACGGGAAAUGAGAAUACACAAACUUAUUGAAUAGAAGUUGUUACCUUGAUCUAACACCAAAUUCUUGGAAAGGAAAUGGGAAGCAGUUAAAGAGGAGAAUUAACAAACAGAUCUAGGGAGUUAAAAGGGGUUGAUACAUAAGUAGUGGGUAGGUACUUGAGUAAAACAAGAAAUGAAUUGAGACACCACUUUGCAACCAAAAAAUAUCUAUUCAGACCACAUUUUAUUCACUAUUUACUUUUCUAUGUUACAUAUUUAUGGAUGUUUAUAGAUUUGAUAUUUUCUCCCUUAGUUUGGAAGGGGGAAGAUGACUUUUUGCUAAAUGUUUCUAUUCAUUUUUCAAUAUUUUGAACUUUACACCUUUUGUGUACAUACAAAGGUACACCCUUUUUGCUUGCCAUGCCCUUACAAACUGUGAACAGACAAAUUUAUUCAGUGUUGACGUGAUUUCCUUGUAAAUACUCUCAGAAAAUUGUCAAUAGGAUUACUGGACUUCUUUUGUUUUUUUAUGUAAUCACCUUCCAGGUGAAGUGAUUGUACCAAAGUGAUUGUAGCUAAAACUGAAAUAAAUGUGCAUAUGAUCUUAAAGUAGAUUAACUUAUCUUGACGAGUGAUGGAUGUGGUGAUUUUUGUUUCAUUGGAAGUCAUUGCUUUGCCAAAACCAAGCUCUUAAAAUUAAGGUUGCCCUGUUUUUAUUUUUGUUUUCUUUUUUCUUUAAAUCUUUACAGAAAGUGCUUGCCUUGUUAAUUACACAUCUUGGGAAGGCAUCUGAGGCAGGGGGAAAGCAAAAUUCACAGGCUUUAAUGCAAUUGAAUCUGGCAAAAAUUAAAACUGUAAACAGUAUCACCCUCUAAACAGUGAUUUUGAAACUCUUUUAAGAGCUUGGGUUUGAGCAAAGUGAAUUUCUAUCACCUGUCAGUAUAUUUUUAAAUUGGCUGUAAAAUGCUGGUAAAGCCAAGCUAUGAAAUCAAGGCUAAAAAAAAAAAUGUAGACAUACUAGUAGGUCGUAACUUUUAGGUACUAGCUUAGUAGUGUAUAGUUCCUGUAGAAUGGUAUACAUUAUGAUUAGACUGAUGGGUUAUGUGUCAAUAUGCUAUAAAAUAUUGCCAAUAAACAGCACUUCAAACCGUGGUUGAAUUCCCUCGGUCAUCUCC
Molecule: messenger RNA, 4885 nt
Organism: Stylophora pistillata
Lineage: Eukaryota; Metazoa; Cnidaria; Anthozoa; Scleractinia; Pocilloporidae
Biological process (GO): regulation of transcription by RNA polymerase II
Molecular function (GO): protein dimerization activity; RNA polymerase II transcription regulatory region sequence-specific DNA binding; DNA-binding transcription factor activity, RNA polymerase II-specific
Source: RefSeq, a predicted model, not a curated record